Messenger RNA from Alligator sinensis (Chinese alligator), 4096 nucleotides. RefSeq names its product Bardet-Biedl syndrome 4 (gene BBS4). The coding region runs from base 249 to 1847 and encodes 532 amino acids. NCBI's taxonomy places the organism in Eukaryota, Metazoa, Chordata, Crocodylia, Alligatoridae. Gene Ontology annotation, biological process: protein localization to cilium; cilium assembly. The record is from RefSeq and is a predicted model, not a curated record. Gene Ontology annotation, cellular component: ciliary basal body. The transcript has 17 exons. Gene Ontology annotation, molecular function: protein binding.
CCACCUCCCUACUGUGCGCCUGGCGCCCCCGCCCCCGCCCCGCGGGCUCAGCACGGGCCCAGAGUGGCCCUGCCCCAAGCGGGCGGCGCACCCCGAGCUGGCUGCGACGGGAGCGACCCCGCGGCACCUGGAGGGCGGGGGGGACCUUCCCGGCAGCCCCCGCGCGGCCCGCUCCCGCCCCCAUAGAGCUCUUCCGGGUCAGCCGGUCCCCCUGGCAACGGACAACUUCCGUCUCCGACCGGGCCGCGAUGGCGGGGCCGGGCGCCCAGCUGGUUUCUUCAUUUCCAGUGGCUAAAGAACCUCAGAAACCCCGUCCCAAAAAAGUGCCAGAGCUGCCAAUAUUGGAGAGAAGGAACUGGCUGAUCCACCUGCACUAUGUCCGCAAAGACUAUGACGCAUGUAAGAUGAUUAUCAAAGAACAACUCCAGGAGAGUCAUGGAAUGUGUGAAUACGCAGUCUACGUUCAAGCUUUGAUAUUUCGCCUGGAAGGGAAAAUCCAGGAAUCUCUAGAACUCUUCCAGACGUGUUCCAUUCUGAAUCCUCAAAGUGCUGACAACCUCAAGCAGGUGGCACGAUCACUGUUUCUUUUGGGGAAACACAAAGCAGCCAUUGAAGUGUACAAUGAAGCAGCUAAACUGAAUGAAAAGGACUGGGAGAUCAGCCACAAUCUGGGUGUGUGCUACAUGUACCUGAAGCAUUUCAACAAGGCACGAGACCAGCUGAACAAAGCCCUGCAGCUGAACAGACAUGAUCUGACAUACAUAAUGCUGGGAAAAAUUUACCUUCUGGAAGGGGAGACUGACAAAGCCAUAGAAGUCUAUAAGACAGCAGUGGAGUUUUCUCCAGAAAACACGGAGCUCCUUACAACAUUGGGGUUGCUGUAUUUGCAGCUUGGGGCUUAUCAGAAAGCAUUUGAACAUCUUGGAAAUGCACUUACAUAUGAUCCCAGCAACUAUAAGGCUAUCUUGGCAGCAGGCAGUAUGAUGCAGACCCAUGGAGACUUUGAUGUAGCACUCACCAAGUACAGGGUUGUAGCCUGCGCUGUGCCCGAAAGCCCCCCGCUAUGGAACAACAUUGGAAUGUGCUUCUUUGGCAAGAAGAAAUAUGUGGCGGCAAUCAGUUGCCUGAAGCGCGCUAACUACUUGGCUCCCUUUGAUUGGAAGAUUCUGUACAACUUGGGGUUGGUCCACCUGACAAUGCAGCAGUAUGCAUCUGCUUUCCACUUCCUAAGUGCUGCCAUCAACUUCCAGCCCAAGAUGGGGGAGCUCUACAUGCUGUUGGCAGUUGCUCUGACAAACCUUGAAGAUACUGAGAAUGCAAAGCGAUCUUAUGAGCAAGCCGUAGCAUUGGACCAGUGCAAUCCCCUGGUCAAUCUGAACUAUGCUGUCCUGCUCUAUAAUCAGGGGGAUAAGAAGGGAGCACUCUGCCAGUACCAGGAAAUGGAGAAGAAGGUCAAUGUACUGAAGGAGACCAGCACUCUGGACUUUGACCCUGAGAUGGUGGACAUGGCCCAGAAGAUGGGAGCUGCUCUGCAGGUGGGGGAGAGUCUGGUCUGGACUAAACCGAUUAAAGAUUCCAAAUCAAAGCAGCGAGCUGCAUCUGGCAAACCCUCCAGCACUCAGCAGCCUUUGGGCUCUAACCAAGCCCUGGGCCAAGCUAUGUCUUCAGCAGCUGGGUAUGGGAAGACUAUUCAGCUUUCUUCAGGUGUUGGCAUAUCAGCUCCCCUGGCCAAGCCCCCUUCACUGCCUCUGGAACCUGAACCAGGCUCAGAAACAGGCCCUGAAGAGACUACAGAGCCCCAAGAGCGAAGAAAAGAGAAGUGUAAGAGCAGACUGGCUGCAGAAUAGAACAUCAGCAGUGAACAGGCUACUGCUGGCCCUUUGGGAGCAAACUCAGCACAACAACUUGCUGACUGAAGUAGAGGGGAAGGGCAGCAGCCUCUAGCAUAGCCUGCAGUGCCUUCACCCCACUGAGAGCUUAGGCAAAAUGCAGCUGUAUGCUGGUAGUGACGUUAGCUUCUGCCCUGUGACGGUGGGUAUUUGCUGAACAGCACCCAGAGGAGGUUUCUAAGUAGUUACCACUAUUGCUGUUGUACUGCAUCAUGAAGGAACAGACAGAAAGGUCCUUUCUCUCCAUUGGGGACCAGCUGCUUUGUUAUUUUACACACAAGUCAGGUGUAAGCCACCCAGAGGGGUGCUGAAGUGCUGAGAUUGCCUCUCAUUGUGUUGUGUUGUCAACUACAGUGAUCCUGCAGCUUUUAAAGCAGCAGAUUGAAGCAAGUUCUCUCUUUAGGACACAGUGAGGAUCAAUCCCCUCUAGGAACUGAGCCUGGAGCCCCAUCAACAGCCAAGGAAGCUCUGCCACCUCCCUGUAGCAAGGGAAACACAAAGCUCCCAGCAUUCAGCAGUCUGACAUCCUGCAACAGGAGUUUGGACCAACAACUCCCUGAGAAUUCAGGCUGAUCACAGUUGAUAUCCGUUUGAGAUAUGCAAGAAGCUUCACCUUCUGUUGUAGCAGAGAAUUUACUUAAACAGCCACCUCCAGUCAGACCAGGGAACUGUUUUAUAUGGCUGGCACAAGUUUGAUGAAAUAAAGUUUGGCCAGAAAGAAAGUUUGAUGACCCUCAGGAUUUCGGGACCUGGGUGUGAGGAGGCAGCACGCAGUAGAACAGAGGCAUCUUGUAGAGCAUUCUAGGAGGUGGACUCUAGGUAGGAGGACUCUUCACUAGUAACAGACAUAAAGACCAUGUUUCUUUUCCACGCCACUCAAGAAGUAACCCUUAGAUCCUAGCCUUGGUAGUUACUAGUUUUCCAACUUCAGUUUGUCCCCAUCCUAAGCACACAAGCUUUGCAUAUUAAAGACCAAAAGGCAGCCAAGAUGUGUACACUUAAUAUCCCCACUUAGCCUUUCCAAUUUCAUUAACAACUGGAAGGCUUUGACAGGGGGCUCUUCAUAUAUGCUGGCCUUCUUGCUAACACAAGGUACAUGUACACAAGUUACUACAAGGUAAACUAAGAUGACCUUAAGUGUAUCAACUACCCUGUGGUAACUAUCUUAUGCAUAUGUUCUUACCCUGCAGGUAGCUCACUCCUCAGCAAAAGUGAGGUACCCUAUCCCCCACUUUCCAUAGGGAGAGAACAUGCAUACAGAUAGUUACAACAGAGUAGGUAACAUGCUUAAGUUCAGCUCCUGGCUUACGCUGUAGCCAAGGUAUUUGUGGACACAUACCCAGUCUCACAUUUGUCAUUCAGAUACAGUUUUGUUGUGGCUUCUCCUUUAGCUGGCAAAUGAGAGAGUACCCUGCUCUAAGUUAAAAAGCUUCACUUAGUGGAAAGAAAAAAUAAAUACUUUGAGGCGCAUUAGUGCCCAUCAGUUGUUAUAAUUUUGCUUAAUAGAAUCAGCCACAUAUUGGAGUCAAAUGCUAACAGCACUUUACUAUAGGCAUUUUCACUGCUUAUUAGCAUCUUUCUUUACAGAAUCAGCAUUUUAACCACAAUCUAUGCAUACAAGCUCUUCUUCUUGUUGGCUAUUAGAAUCAAUAUGCAAUGUACAGAGUAGUCCUAACACUAAACAGAUGAAACUCUGUGCAAGUUCUUGUUUUGUUUUUGAGGGUAGUUGUCUUUACUUUGCUACUGCUUGUUUGAUGGGACUAAUAACCAACAGACAUUAAUUUCUCUGCUUCGCUUAGGCAAUUCUAUUGUUGUGGUAAAUGCUUAGUACACAAGCUGAUAUAUUAACGUUUUCCCAUUCUAAAUCACACAUUGUUAUAUUUUUAUUACUCAGUGAAAGUAGUAUCCGUGUUCAAAAAUAGAGAUGGCAUCAUUGCCAUUCACUAGUUUAAUCUUACUGUUUAUCCUACUAAUGUGUCCUAACUUACUUGACUAACAUAAUUUGGCCCAGUGAAAGAUGCAGUUAGUGUGACUUGUGAAAUAAGGGUUUGCAUGCAGGUGCUGUGUUCAUAGUGUACUUGCUAACAAGUGAGCUGGCUACUGCUGCAAAGAAAAUGAAUAGUUACUGGGGUUUCCCUCCCACUUACAGUAAAAAUUUAAGUUCUUAAUGUCUUUCCCCAGUAGGCAUGGUAGCAGACCACGUGUUG